AUGGGUUUAGGUGCUUUCAAGAAAAAGGAUUCUCACAUUGGUGUGGUUUUGGGUUUGUUAUGCUGUAUCGUAUUGAUGUUGUUUAUAGUUUGUAUAAUGAUUUGGUUGUUUGUAUUGCAUCUUUGUUUUUCUUCCUUUUGUUUCUUUACCAUUUUAUUAAGGAUUGAAGAAAAGGAUGACAGUGUUAGUGUGCUGCCGGCAGUUGUGGUUUUGGUGUUCUCUCUGAACCCUGGUUUAGCGUCCCGCAUGGAUCUUGUGGUUUUUUUUUUUGGUGUAGUCUCUGUACCUGUUUGGACUAGUUUUCAUGAAUGGCCGAAUAAAAAAAUGAUUGAUUUAAUUUGUUAUUUGUUUGGGAUUGAAUGUGAUUUUGCCACCUCUUAA
Trypanosoma theileri is the source of this 381-nucleotide messenger RNA. RefSeq lists its product as uncharacterized. NCBI's taxonomy places the organism in Eukaryota, Euglenozoa, Kinetoplastea, Trypanosomatida, Trypanosomatidae. The transcript has a single exon. The record is from RefSeq and is a predicted model, not a curated record. The coding region runs from base 1 to 381 and encodes 126 amino acids.